This is a messenger RNA of Neurospora tetraspora, 1739 nucleotides long. Its product is annotated as UDP-Glycosyltransferase/glycogen phosphorylase. The transcript has a single exon. The record is from RefSeq and is a predicted model, not a curated record. Gene Ontology annotation, molecular function: UDP-glycosyltransferase activity. The coding region runs from base 268 to 1728 and encodes 486 amino acids. NCBI's taxonomy places the organism in Eukaryota, Fungi, Ascomycota, Sordariomycetes, Sordariales, Sordariaceae.
CAUCCUACUUAUCCCGGCCCAACGGUUGGGAAUUCAGGGAAAGAGGGUUCGGGUCUAAAUCCAAAGUGGACACACCAUGGAGAUACUUACCAACUCCGGACUGCCAACUCAUCAACGCUUAGAAAUCUCAACGCUUAGAAACCUCAACGCUUAAAGGCGUUGGUCAGCGGCUAACAGCGUUGAGCCACGCUCAAGAUAUAUUAAGCACUCCAUAGACCCCUAUAUUCCCGUUCAUGAGCAUCAACAUCACCCGCAAUAACACCCAAGAUGGGCUCCCACCAAGUCAACGAUGGUAAACCCAUCCUCCUCUUCACCAGCGUCCCAGCAACUGGCCACAUAACUCCCACCCUCCGCAUAGCCUCCGCCCUCCACGCUCGCGGCUGGUCCGUCUUCUACCUUGGUCCUACCGCCUACAAGGCCACCAUAUCCGCCACGGGAGUCCAAUUUCUCCCCUUUCUCGACGACGCAGAUUUUAACGAGUGUGAGUUCGUUGCCUCCAAGAGGGCCACCACCGACAAAGAUGCAGUGGUCCAAGAUACUCCCAAACCAACCUGGCGCGACCGCGUCUUCGAAGACCUACGGUGGCUCUUCACCUCCCCCAUUCCGGCUCGGCACCGCUCCCUCGUGGCCGCCUUAAUCCACAUCCACCAGCUUUCCCCUUCUGCUCGAGUGGUGGUAGUAGCAGAAUCAAUGUCCAACGUCCUCCUCCCUCUCUUCCACUCCGCCCCCCUCCCCCUUGACAUCCCCAUGCCAAUCGGCUCCAUCGCUGUCAGCGUUAUGGUCCCUCCCCUCCGGUCUGUGGACAUCCCACCACUUAUCUCCGAACCCGUCGAGUUUGGUACUACUUCUGCUCACCGAGAACGGAUCGCCGAGACGUGGAGGGACUGGGAGGUGGAGACAAGGGAUCUGAAAGAGCUCCUGGUGGAGAAAGUGGAAGAAGCAGGCGGGAAGGACUUUGCCAAAGCCAUGGAGGCACGCGAAAGGGAAAAGGGUCGGGAAAGCUGGGCGUACUUGAGCGGGGAGAAUUUUGUCGGGUAUGAUCAUGUUUGUCAGGUUGGUGUCGAGAGUUGGUUUUACAAGACGGAAGAGGGGUGGCCGGGAAAUUGGAAGUUUGUUGGUGUGGUGCCGAAGUCGGUGCCUGUUCUUGACGAGGCAAAGCAAGUGUUGGUGGAUGAGGUCAAACUGGCAAGGAAGGAAGGGAAGAAAGUGGUGGUGGUGGCGCAGGGGACGGUGGAGAUCGAUCCGAGGCAACUCAUCAUUCCGACUAUCCAAGCUUUGGGAGGACGAGAAGACACUCUGGUGGUGGCCAUCUUGGGACACCGCGGCCGAAAACUACCAGAGGACGUGGUAGUGCAGCCUAACGCAAAGGUGGCGGACUACCUCCCCUACGACGCCAUCCUCCCCCACGCUGAUGUAUUCGUCAGCAACGCCGGCUACGGCGCAGUGAUGCAUGGCAUCGGUCACCGGGUGCCGAUGGUUGUCGCAGGAGAAGAACAGGACAAGGCGGAGAAUGCUACGAGGAUACAGUGGAGUGGACAUGGGGUUAAGUUGACCAGGUCGUGGAGAGAUGGGGACGAGUAUGUGAAGGAGUUAGGGGAGGCCGUUGAGAAGAUUAUGGACGAGGAGGAGGGGAGGGAAGUGAGGAAACGGGCCAGGGAACUAAAGGAGGAGGCGGACAGCAUCGAUUGCAUCAAGACAGUCGAGGACUGCCUAUCCUCCUACUUGUAAUCUAUUACCCA